Linderina pennispora is the source of this 351-nucleotide messenger RNA. RefSeq lists its product as uncharacterized. Gene Ontology annotation, cellular component: mitochondrial envelope; membrane. Gene Ontology annotation, biological process: tricarboxylic acid cycle; mitochondrial electron transport, succinate to ubiquinone. NCBI's taxonomy places the organism in Eukaryota, Fungi, Kickxellomycota, Kickxellomycetes, Kickxellales, Kickxellaceae. The transcript has a single exon. The annotation marks the transcript as partial. Gene Ontology annotation, molecular function: heme binding; ubiquinone binding. The record is from RefSeq and is a predicted model, not a curated record.
CCGCCGGCGCACCGGAUGCACGGGUCGUACCACUGGAUGAACGAGCGGGCGCUGUCGGUGAUUUCGGCGCCGAUCAUUGUGACGGCGAUGGUGUACGGGGCGCAUCCGAUCAACGACAUGCUGAUGGGCAUAGUGCUGCCAAUCCACGCGUACAUGGGGUUCGGGCAGGCGCUGGCGGACUACUUCCACCCGCGCCGCUGGCCGGUGGUCGGCCGGGUGCUCAAGUACGCGCUGGUGGCAAUCACGGGCCUGUCGAUGUUUGGCGCGUGGAGAAUCAACACGACCGAUGUCGGCCUGACCAACUACUUUGCGCGGCUGUGGAAUGCCAACAAGCAGGCCGAGAAGAACUAG